Molecule: messenger RNA, 1791 nt
Organism: Mesoplodon densirostris (Blainville's beaked whale)
Lineage: Eukaryota; Metazoa; Chordata; Mammalia; Artiodactyla; Ziphiidae
Gene: MFAP4
Product: microfibril associated protein 4
Exons: 5
Coding region: 34-930 (298 amino acids)
Biological process (GO): elastic fiber assembly
Source: RefSeq, a predicted model, not a curated record
AGACACCCAGACGCUUGGAGCCCAGCUGGCAGCAUGAAGGCUCUUCUGGCUCUGUCGCUGCUGCUGCUUCUCUGCACUGGCCCCUGCGUCCCCCAGGUCUUGGGGAUCCGGGGAGAUGCUCUGGAGAGGUCAUGCCUACAGCAGCCCCUGGACUGUGACGACAUCUACGCCCAGGGCUACCAGGAGGACGGCGUGUACCUCAUCUACCCCUCGGGCCCCAGCGUGCCUGUGCCCGUCUUCUGUGACAUGACCACCGAGGGUGGAAAGUGGACGGUUUUCCAGAAGAGAUUCAACGGCUCAGUGAGCUUCUUCCGGGGCUGGAACGACUACAAGCUGGGCUUUGGCCGCGCCGAUGGGGAGUACUGGCUGGGGCUGCAGAACCUGCACCUCCUGACACUGAAGCAGAAGUAUGAGCUGCGGGUGGACCUGGAGGACUUCGAGAACAACACGGCCUUCGCCAAGUACGCCGAAUUCUCCAUCUCGCCCAACGCAGUCAGCGCCGAGGAGGACGGCUACAGCCUCCACGUGUCGGGCUUCGAGGACGGCGGGGCAGGUACCCGCUCCCGCCAGCCGCGGAGGGGCUGGGGGGAGUCCGGGCUGCCCCCGCACCCAGGCGGUCCCGCGAGCUGCGGACGCACAGUUACCCAGCGUCUGGCUCGGGAGAGGCCCCGUCCCCAGGCUGCCCCUCCCCUCCGCCAGGCGACUCCCUGUCCUACCACAGCGGCCAGAAGUUCUCCACCUUCGACCGGGACCAGGACCUCUUCGUGCAGAACUGCGCGGCCCUCUCGUCGGGCGCCUUCUGGUUCCGCAGCUGCCACUUCGCCAACCUCAACGGCUUCUACCUCGGCGGCUCCCACCUCUCCUACGCCAACGGCAUCAACUGGGCCCAGUGGAAGGGCUUCUAUUACUCCCUCAAGCGCACCGAGAUGAAGAUCCGCCGGGCCUGAGGCGCCGGCCCCGCCUCGCGGCCCCGCCCCCCUCUCUGCCGCCCCGCCCCGCUGCCCUCAGCGCCCGCCUCUCCCGGGGGCCCUGUGGCUCCAGCCCAACCUCUCCCCUCACACCCACGACGCCCACCUUUCGGCCGGGCCUCCGCUCCCCUCCACACGGCUACACGUCGGCGGCCUCCCAGACCUCCGGAAGGCACCGCCACCCGGCCUGGACUCGGACCCUGUCCGGAAGGCUGCGGGCCGGUGUCCCACCUUAGCCGGCUUCCCGACUGCGGCCUCCGCCAGGGCCCUGCGCCGGGAGACCGGCGGCGCAGUCCGACCCACUCCCGGCACACGCCACGCCACCUGCGUGUGGCCGCCACCGCCACGCCCUAGCAGUCCCGCCAGCCAGCAGAGAACCUCCCACCCUUCACCUCCCUCCCAGCGGCGAGCACCACAGGCCCCCAGCCCCGUGUCACUCUCCCGCUCAGCUUCCCCCGCCUGCACGUCCCAGGCACCCGAAGCUCGACAUCCAAACCGUGUCUCACCCCGGCUACCGCAAGCCACACUAGAACAGCCACAGCCAAGGUAGGCACAGCUUGUGAGGUCCCCCCACCCGCCCCGGGGGUGAGUCUGACCGUGCGAGGUGGCAGAGGGCAACCUUUGUGGGGCUGGGAGCAAGUGGGGAGUGGAGGUCUUAAUAAACCUCAGGACCUGAAUGAACUGGCCUUGGCUGUUGUGCACGCAGAUGCGUUUGCUUGGCCCCCAAGCUCUGGUUCCCCCACUGAUGGCACCCUGCCCUUAACUCCAGAAACACGCCCUGGAGACAGGCGCUAAAGGGAACCUUAUAUUUCACAGGCUUCGU